This is a messenger RNA of Eremothecium cymbalariae DBVPG#7215, 1359 nucleotides long. It is a transcript of the gene NMT1, whose product is annotated as glycylpeptide N-tetradecanoyltransferase NMT1. The record is from RefSeq and is a predicted model, not a curated record. The transcript has a single exon. NCBI's taxonomy places the organism in Eukaryota, Fungi, Ascomycota, Saccharomycetes, Saccharomycetales, Saccharomycetaceae. Gene Ontology annotation, molecular function: glycylpeptide N-tetradecanoyltransferase activity. Gene Ontology annotation, biological process: N-terminal peptidyl-glycine N-myristoylation. Gene Ontology annotation, cellular component: cytoplasm. Bases 1 to 1359 code for a protein of 452 amino acids.
AUGGCAGAAGAAGAUAAGUCCAAGAAGCUACAAGAGUUGUUAGAACUACUAUCUCUCAAUGAUGGUGAUACAACGAAAUUGACUCAGCAACAGCGGAAGACUUUUGAAGAAUACAAGUUCUGGAAGACACAGCCGGUGACAAAAUUUGGGGAGUCAAUUGAAGAAGAAGGGCCAAUCAAGUUGGGAAUGAAACCCGACGAUGUAAGGAAUGAUCCCUAUCCACUGCUUGAUGACUUUGAAUGGUGUACAUUGGAUAUAACUAAUUCUCAAGAUCUUGAAGAUGUAUUCGUUUUAUUGAACGAAAAUUACAUUGAGGAUAAAGAUUCUACUUUUAGAUUCAAUUACACUCGAGAAUUCUUUAAUUGGGCUCUGAAGCCACCUGGAUGGCAAAUGGAUUGGCAUGUAGGCGUUCGUGUUCGUCAAUCAGGCAGAUUGGUCGCUUUUAUCAGCGCUAUUCCAACCACUCUUGAAAUAAGAAAGAAAAGGGUUCCUAGUGUUGAAAUUAACUUCCUUUGUGUUCACAAAAAGUUGAGAUCGAAACGUUUAGCACCUAUAUUGAUUAAAGAAAUCACCAGACGGGUGAAUAAACGCGAUAUCUGGCAAGCUUUGUACUCCGCAGGUAUUAUGUUGCCAUCUCCAGUUUCGACUUGCCGGUAUACCCAUAGGCCAUUAAACUGGUCAAAAUUAUUUGACGUGGGCUUUACUGCAUUGCCUUCCAAUGCCACUAAAUCAGAAAUGCUAGCGAAGUAUACCCUACCAAAGAAAACCUUGAUCCCUGGUCUCAGACCAAUGACUGUCGAUGAUCUCGAUUCAGCUCAUGAAUUGUUCAAUAAGUAUCAAUCACGGUUUGAUCUGGUUCAAUCUUUUGACAAAGAAGAAUUCAAGCAUUGGUUCAUCGGCAAUGCCGAGUCUCCUGGUGUUAUUUAUAGUUACGUUGUUGAAAAUGAAGUGGGCGAAAUCACAGAUUUCGUAUCUUUCUAUUCUUUACCAUUUAGCAUCUUGAAUAACCCGCUGCACAAACAUUUGGGAAUCGGUUACCUAUUCUACUACGCAUCCGAUGCAGAUUUCACCUAUGAGGAUAGAUUUAAUCUCGAAGGAACUAGCCUGUUGCGGAAGAGGUUGAAUCAAUUGGUAAAUGAUGUUUGUAUCUUGGCUCGCAACUUGAAAAUGGAUGUGUUCAACGCCUUAACCUCUCAAGACAACACCUUGUUUUUGACAGAUCUAAAAUUUGGUCCCGGUGACGGAUUUUUGAAUUUUUACCUGUUUAACUACAAAGCCAAACAAAUUACUGGCGGACUCACUGACGAUAAAAAGUUAGAUGUCACGAAUCGUAGCAAUGUGGGUGUCGUCAUGUUAUGA